CUGGCUGUCAGAAUUUACAGAUUGACUUCAUGAAUAUUAUCAGAAAUGCAGAUACCAUUACCCGUUUUAUUUUAAAAGCAAUACCAGUUAUAUAAAACGGUUUUUAGCCCUGUUGGUAUGUGAUUUAUUAUCGCAUUAUAUCAAUUUCAUCGCUUAAAAUGUUGAUAUAUUCACAUGGAUUGUGACGAAAAUGGUUACUUCCAGACCUAACACAACACAAUACAAUGUUUUAAAAAUUAAUAAAAUGGAAUAUAGAAAAAUGAACAGAGUAAUUGUGUCUGCAACAACGUACAAUGCACAGUCCUGUUAUACAUGUAAUCGUUAUCGCAAUAUUUUUUAUGAACAGUUGAUUUAUUGAUAUCAAACUGGUACGAUAAAUAGCUUUGCUGGAGUUGAAUUUUGAAAGCUAUUCUACUUGACUUACGGUUUAGUAUUGCACUCUGUAUUGCCUUACAGUUAAGAUAAAAGGACAGAUGUCUCUCAUGUCUCUCUUAUCGAGUGAAGCGUCAUGAAUAACACGCGGCUGAUCAAAAGAAUAAUAUUAAGUUCAAGGUUUGGUGAUUAAAUUCUAAAUAUGAAACUCUUAUUAAUCAUCUAAAAGGCUGUGUUGGAAUGAUAUUCUUAUGUCUUGGGAUGUACAGGACACUAAUAAAUAACCAUGAAAUAUUUGUGUACUUUCUGGUUUAUGUUUUGUAUUGGAGCUAUAGGAAUUGAACUCUUAGUCUGCAGUGAAAAAUUACAACACACUUUCGAAGUCAUUUACCAGAAAGACGGUUACAUUAAACAUGAUAAUAAGCCGGGAACGAAAGAUACUCUAGAUCACACCAGUUACUCUCAUGGUGUUUUUGUCGACGUCUUUCUGAGCCUGAACCAUGGGAAGACUGGUGAUUCCAACCUCGGGUCAAACGACACAUCUUCAAUUUACCAGGAAGACACCGUUAGAUAUACCAAUGACUUAAAUACACGGGGCCACGACAACUUGCUUCGCAAUAUGAAAAUCGAAAGAGGAUAUAUAAAGACGCUAAUUCCCAGAGACAAAGCCAGUAAUGACAACUUUAACCAGUUUUUACCAGAUACCAGUCUCCAGCCGGUAGCCGCUGAUGUAUCUGAUGGUGCUUCACAUGUCCAAGAAGACCACUCGCCGCUUAGUGCAGAUAAACCUGGAACGAAAUUACACAAACAAAAUGCUUCCUCGGCGAAAGAAAACAUUGAACAGAUGGAAAAUGUCUCUUUCAAUUUCACAGGUAAUGACAAUAAGACCCCGUUUGAAGAAUAUGAGCGUUUAUUUAUACUCGGUGGAAUCAAGAAUUGGCUUGAACAGUUUUUGCACUUUGAAAGUUUUCGAAACCACACAGACAAGCACGAUUUGUUCAAUACAAGUAAAUCGUCCUCUCAAACGACAGGGAAUCCGGGGAAACUGGUUAGUUCAACUGCACUACCAUACACAGAGGUAACAACUGCCUCACAAAGUCGUGUGGACCCAAUCAUUAUUGAAGAGAAAAUGAGACAAUUAAACCAAAUGAACAUGUCACAAUUAACUCACAUAUUUGGAAACCUAACAACAGCGGCUGAAAAAGGACAGGUUGAUAUGGGAAUAGCAAAUCUCUGUUGUCCUAUCGGAUAGAUAAAGUACACCAUAUUGAUACCUACCGGAUGAAUACUUCUAUAGUCGUUUGGCAACUUUUGUUUCGUUUGAAAUAUAUCUAUUUAUGUGUGUUUGUGUGUUUUGGGUUUAACGCCGUUUUUCAACAGCAUUUCAGUUAUGUAACGACGGGCAGUUAACCUAACCAGUGUUCCUGGAUUCUGUACCAGUACAAACCUGUUCUCCGCAAGUACCUGCCAACUUCCCCACAUAAUCAUGAAUCAGAGGUGGAGGACGAAUGAUUACAGACAAUGUUUUUUUAUCAAAUCGUCACGGAGAACAUACACCUCGCCCAGGGCUCGAACUAAUGACCCCGAGAUCCGUAGAUCUGCGCUCUUCCUAUUGAGCUAAGCGAGCGGGCUAUGUGUCUAUAUAAUAUGUAAUAUAAAUUUACAUAUUCAGUACGUUAUAAUCUCUGAAUAACUUGCCGAUAAUUGUAUGGUGAUAACAUAAAACGACAUAAUUAGAAUUUGAUAAGACACUUUAUUGAGUACAUAAAGGGCAAUUGUUUGCUUCAAUGUAAGAGAUAUCUUUCGUAGUCGUUAUAACACACUAAAUAGUUUUUGUUCUUUAUUCUGUAUAAAAUUGACCUAUUUCCAAUGGCCGCAGCACACACCAGGACCCAUUUUAAAUGUCUGUAACCUACAUUUUCUUGAAGAAUAUUGUUAGUGCUAAAGAAAAAUCAAAAGAAAAGUGGGGGUCAUGUUUGAUGCAAGAAAAAUAAUUUCAGUCAAACACACAAACUGCAAAAUCAGCUAAAAAAUGAGACCCAAAAUUAUACUAGUGGUGUAUGAUCUAAGUUUCCAUGAACAAUUUUGUCAGGUUGUUAUUUCAUUAUGAAAAUGCUACCUACAUGUCAAUCAUAGAUCUGUCAUGUGAUUUUAGCAAAAAAAAAAUGCAAAGAAAAUAAGGAAAAUAGCUCUACAGAGCAAAAAAACUGAGGACUAUUUGUGUCCGCCAUUAUGCGAUUUUAGGGUAGAAAUGUAAGUUCUGGUCUUCACAAGUGAAAGGUAUCUGGCUUUCACUUGUAAAACAAACCAUUUUUUCUGAACAUGACCUGCUUUCCUGACAAAAUUGCAUCAUCCAGUUUCUGUGAAGGUACAUCUUGUAGAACCCAUUCAUGCAAAAAUAUUUUGUGCAUACUCCAACUUUGGGUUUUUUGCCCGGCAUACUGACUUUUGCCACACACAAUACAGAAAGUCUACAUCACUGUUUUUUUGGCACCUGCCCAGUGUCA
This is a messenger RNA of Mercenaria mercenaria, 2879 nucleotides long. RefSeq lists its product as uncharacterized. The coding region runs from base 659 to 1624 and encodes 321 amino acids. The record is from RefSeq and is a predicted model, not a curated record. NCBI's taxonomy places the organism in Eukaryota, Metazoa, Mollusca, Bivalvia, Venerida, Veneridae. The transcript is spliced from 2 exons.